UUUGCAGUUUGCAAAGAUGGAGCAAUGUAGAAGAGCAGGUGUUGUGUGUUUAUCAUUUCUCCUCUUCGUCUCUUUCUCUCCGUGUUUAAUGAGCAACUGCCCCUGCAAUGAUAAUAAGCCCAUGCUUUACGACACCAGUUGCUCUCCCUUACCAAACAAUACUGCAAUAGCAGGUACUGCCAAUAGCAGAGUCACCUGUUGUACUGGAUCUGACAAUAUUACUGCAGUUUGGAUAGAUCCUUUUGGUCAUAAUGUUUCUAGUUCAAUGAGUAACCUAGUAAAUGCACACAAUCCAGUUCAAUUGGAUAUCAUUAGCAGUAUUACUGUGGAACACUGUUCUUCUCGUUGUGGUGCUUACAGUUGCAGAUUAGUAAUAAAUGCUACACAAGAAGAGGCUGACAGAUUAUUUCUUAUUGUUAAGAGCAGCAGUGACACCAUUGGACUACCUAAUGUAACAAAUAUUUCAUUUCAAGUUCUAAGUCUACAUCGUCCUCUUUCUGUUUCUCUCUCAUUUAACUCAACUGCUCUACCUCCUACUCACGUUUAUUGGUCAACACCUUCAAGUUAUUUCAAUCAAAGUCAUUACUCUCGCCUUUUGAAUGCUGCAGAAGUUAUAUAUAGCAACGUGUUACUAAUAAUAGAUAUCUCUAGUCCAUCUGAAGCAGCUGGACUGUACGUGGCUAACAUCAGCACUAAUGGGGAGGAAUUCACAUCUUUAAAUAUCAGUCUUGAUAUUACAAGAUCUAUUACUGACAUAACUUUUAGCGGAUUUAAUAAGACACAUUCUCUUAUAAGAUGGAAAAAUGGAGACAUUGAUCGUAAUAAUCUGAUUAAUUAUAUUUAUAACAAUGAGACGGGUCAAAAUGUGAGCACUCCAAAUGACUUUUAUUAUUAUCCAAUCAGUGACAAUUCGUCUUACAAUUUAUUACUUUAUUCAACUGAGGAUCACCUGCUCCCUAGUGAGAUGCAGUUGGUGAAUUUUGUGACACAAGGGGCCCCAUCUUCAGUUGUUAUUGAUACAAUAUCUUCAACUAAUUCAACAUGUCUUCUUAUUAACUGGUCACUCCAUCAGCCAGUCCCAACUUUAAUAAAUCAUGCAUUAAUUCAUCAUUAUUAUAAUAACUGCAGUGCCACUGAGCAGCAAGAGUAUAUCAAAAUCCACCAAAACAGCAGCAGUUUAUUGCAUUACAGCAAUGAAGUGUGCUCAUUGCAGGCUGGUUUGGAGUAUUGCUUUAAAAUAUCAUUAUAUUCUCCCUGGGAUGAUGUCACUAACAGUUCAUAUUAUUGUGUCAACAUUUCAGUUAUACCCUCAGAAACAAGAGUUGUUAUUGAUACAAUAUCUUCAACUAAUUCAACAUGUCUUAUUAUUAACUGGUCACUCCAUCAGCCAGUCCCAACUUUAAUAAAUCAUGCAUCAAUUCAUUAUUAUAAUAACUGCAGUGCCACUGAGCAGCAAGAGUACAUCAAAUUCCACCAAAACAGCAGCAGUUUAUUGCACUACAGCAAUGAAGUGUGCUCAUUGCAGGCUGGUUUGGAGUAUUGCUUUAAAAUAUCAUUAUAUUCUCCCUGCAAUGAUGUCACUAACAGCUCAUAUUAUUGUGUUAACAUUUCAGUUAUACCCUCAGAAACAAGAGCUCCUUCUAGAGCUCCAUUAUCAUUAAAUGCUACUAAUGUUCACUGUAAUCUCACAAUUUUAUCAUGGCUGCCACUUCACUGCUCAGAGUGGAUCAGCCCUUUCUCUCAUUAUUCAGUUCAAUUGGCUGAAAGUGAAGAUUGUUCCAAGGGGUCUUAUGAUCAAGAAAUUACAUCACUGGAACCAGUACUAAACAUAUCCUUUCCCAGACCCUUCACUGAUUAUUGUGUCAGAGUAUCACAAGUCAAUAUUGGAAACAACACCGGACCCUAUAGUCAAGGAGUACAUGUUAAAAGUCCACAAUGUCCACCUGGUAGAGUGCUUAAUUUGACCGCCUCUGUUGGGCUCAUAACAGCACAGCUAUCAUGGAAUGAACCAAAUUCUACCAAUGGAAUUAUCAAUAAUUAUAUUAUAUUGAUAUCUACUAGCUCAUCUUCAUCAUCAUCAGUGAGAAAUUUAUCAACAGGAAAUAAGAUAAUCGAUAUUAAAGAACUAUUGCCAAAUAUGGGUUACACCUUCAGUGUUGCAGCUGUUAAUGAAGGAGGAAUCGGCCAACGGAGCACAAUAACAAUGAGAACAAGAAGUAUUGAGUCAAUCAGAACAAUGAAUAUUAGUUGGACACUGAAUGAAGUCACAGUUACUUGGUACAGACCUGUCUCAACUAUAAUAACUAAUAUUAUAAUUAAUUAUGCUAUUAACAAGGAGUCCGGUAAUGUAAUAUUAAUUAAUAACAAUACAACGAGACGUUGGAGCCAUAGUGUAACCAUUGGCGAUAAAUAUAACUACUCAAUCUCAAUAGCAGCUGGAAUAUACACUAACAACACUUUAAUAAAUGGAAAUUUUACAAAUUUAAAUGGUUGUCAUGGUAAUUGCGAUACCAGCAUUUCUCUAUAUUUAUGGAUAGGAGGAGGAGGAGGAGUUGGUCUAGCAAUAAUAAUAAUAAUUUUAAUUAUUAUUACUAUAGUUUGGAGAAAACGGUAG
Amphimedon queenslandica is the source of this 2614-nucleotide messenger RNA. RefSeq lists its product as uncharacterized. The transcript has 9 exons. The coding region runs from base 17 to 2614 and encodes 865 amino acids. Lineage: Eukaryota; Metazoa; Porifera; Demospongiae; Haplosclerida; Niphatidae. The record is from RefSeq and is a predicted model, not a curated record. Gene Ontology annotation, molecular function: protein binding.